AUGAACAGAGUCUUGGAAAAUAUGCUUAUAAUAGAUCAGCCCAAACAAUAUUUUGGAGACGCUCGUGGGGUACCGCGACAUCCCCAGAUUCCAUUCCAACUUCACUUGGCACUCCACAUUUUAUGCCUCUUCGCUGGGAAUACUCAGUCCUGUAAGCGUCCUGUUUAUCUCAAACAGCUGUAUAGUUCUCAGACUGAAGCAAAAGUGAGAGUUGACGUCUUGACAUACAUCUUCGCCUUGAUUUUGAUGACUUUUGACAUUUUCAUGCUACUUGACAAGCGUUCCCGCUGUCUUGGUGGUUUAUGGGAACAUCUUUGA
Molecule: messenger RNA, 318 nt
Organism: Cadophora gregata
Lineage: Eukaryota; Fungi; Ascomycota; Leotiomycetes; Helotiales; Ploettnerulaceae
Exons: 1
Coding region: 1-318 (105 amino acids)
Source: RefSeq, a predicted model, not a curated record